Anolis sagrei ordinatus is the source of this 1905-nucleotide messenger RNA. RefSeq names its product tripartite motif containing 63 (gene TRIM63). Gene Ontology annotation, biological process: protein ubiquitination. Gene Ontology annotation, molecular function: ubiquitin protein ligase activity; zinc ion binding. NCBI's taxonomy places the organism in Eukaryota, Metazoa, Chordata, Lepidosauria, Squamata, Anolidae. Gene Ontology annotation, cellular component: cytoplasm. The record is from RefSeq and is a predicted model, not a curated record.
CAGACAAAAGUGCAGAAAGCCACAAGCUGAGCUUUAAGAGGCAGCCGACAAGUGCUCGAGAAGCCCAAUAAGAAGACAGUAAGACAUUUUCUGCAGAGACUUCCUCCACCAAGGAUAUAAUUCGGAAGCCUCAAACAGGGCAAUGGAUUAUCAGUCAAGCAUCAUACGGGACUCUAACCCCAUGGAGAAUCUGGAGAAGCAGUUGAUCUGCCCCAUCUGCCUGGAGAUGUUCACCAAACCUGUGGUGAUCCUUCCUUGCCAGCACAACCUCUGCAGGAAAUGUGCCAAUGACAUCUUUCAGGCUGCGAACCCCUACUGGCAAACAUCCCGUGGAACAACCAUCUCGGGGGGCAGGUUCCGCUGCCCUUCCUGCCGCCACGAAGUCAUCCUGGACCGUCACGGCGUCUACGGCCUCCAGAGGAACCUCCUGGUGGAGAACAUCAUUGACAUCUACAAGCAGGAAUAUACCAGCCGACCCCUGAAGAAGGGCAACCACCCAAUGUGCAAAGAUCACGAGGACGAGAAGAUCAACAUCUAUUGCUUAACCUGUGAGGUGCCCACCUGCUCCAUGUGCAAAGUCUUUGGGGCUCACAAAGACUGCGAAGUUGCGCCCCUCCAAAGCGUCUUCCAGGGACAAAAGACAGAGCUGAGCAACUGUAUCUCAAUGCUGGUGGCAGGGAACGACAGAAUCCAGACCAUCAUCAACCAGCUGGAGGAGUCCUGCAAAACCACGGAGGAGAACGGCAGUCAGGUCAAGCAGUCUUUGCAUGAGAAGUUCGAAGCUCUCAUUGCCAUCUUGCAGGAGAAGAGGAACGAGCUGUUGGAGCGUGUCACCAAGGAGCAAGAAGAGAAGGUUGGCUUCAUGAAGAACCUCAUCCACCAAUACAAGGAUCAGCUGGAGAAGUCUUCCAAACUGGUGGAGUCCGCCAUUCAGUCCAUGGAGGAGGAAGGAGGGGCUGAUUUCCUCCUGAGUGCAAAGCAGCUCAUUAAAACAAUUGUGGAUGCAUCAAAGGGGGCUCAAUUGGAGAAGAUCGAGUCAGGCUUUGAAAACAUGGACUAUUUCACUUUAGACACAGAGAGUGCCAUAGAAAUCUUGAGAAGCCUUGACUUUGAACCAGAUGAAGAAAGUGAAGAGGUGAAUGAGGAAGGAGAAGAAACAGAAGAGGAAGAACCUCAAGAUGGAACAGUAGACAAUCCUCAGUAACAGAGCCAGGAGUCACGAAUUCCAAGGAUGGAAAAGAAACUGUCUAUACAGAGAUUACCAGGAAGAUUUUGGGAAAGAUGCAGGACGGGGAAGGGGAAACCCAAAGGAAAUGCCCAUGAAGCAAGAGCGGAGGAGAAGGGCAAAGGCCAGCCGGAGAAGAGCCAUUGGGGAAGGGGAAUUCUUGGCAAUUCAGAGUGGAAAACAGGCACAGAGACACUUUUCUACACGGGUGCAAAACAGAACUUUCGUACAUUUUUAUAUGUUGUGUGUGUUUUUUGUACAUAAUUGCCAAGGCACUUGAUUAUUUUAAAAGAAAUGCUCUUUUCCUUUCUUUUCUUUCUGUUUUCCCCUUUUUUAAGAGAACUCUUCCACAGAUGGAGGGGCGUUGAGUGUGGGAAUGAGUUCGAGCAUUUCUUUGCACUGAGUAGAAUAGAAGAUGAUAGGAAAGAACUUUAGUGACUAGGCAUUGUGGGAGCUGAAGUCCAAAACACCCAGAGGGCCAAAGUUUGCCCAUGCCUGUGGUAGACUGUAGCAAACAAAGCAAAACACUCAUUUUAGUUCAGUUAGUGAUCUAAAAAGGGAGGUUUGAGGGAGAAUAUUCUCCGCUUCGGUGCCUGUAGUUGAAUUUGAAAGUUGCAUGUUGAUUUCCCCCCCUUUUUGGUUGUAUAUAGCUACACAAUAAAAACAAAUUCCAGUUUUAA